AUGGCUCCAACAGUAAGCAAAAGGAUAAAAACCCUCUCCGUGAGCAGACCAAUAAUAUAUGGCAAUACGGCUAAAAAGAUGGGUAGUGUUAAACCACCAAAUGCUCCUGCCGAACACACUCAUUUAUGGUCAAUUUUUGUUAGGGGGCCACAGAAUGAAGACAUAUCGUACUUUAUCAAGAAAGUUGUCUUCAAACUUCAUGACACUUAUCCAAACCCUGUAAGGUCUAUAGAAGCGCCUCCAUUUGAACUGACUGAAACAGGAUGGGGUGAAUUUGAUAUAAAUAUUAAGAUUUAUUUUGUAGAGGAGGCCAAUGAGAAAAUCUUAAAUUUUUACCACCGAUUACGACUUCAUCCUUAUACUAAUCUUGUACCGAGUUCCAACAAUGGAAAUGAACAGAAUACGACAGACCAUAACAGUAAAGAUGCAGAAGUUAGCUCUAUUUAUUUUGAUGAAAUUGUAUUUAAUGAGCCAAAUGAAGAAUUUUUCAAGAUUCUAAUGAGUCGACCAGGAAAUGUUUUACCUUCAAACAAAACCGAUAGUUGUGUAUACUCCAAACAAUUAGAACAGGAAGAAAUUGACAGAAUAGAGAUUGGCAUAGAAAAGAUUGACAAGGAAAUUGACGAAUUGAGGCAGAAGCUGGAAAGCUUGGUAAAAGAAGAAGCCAUUAACGGAAGUUAG
Messenger RNA from Saccharomyces paradoxus, 681 nucleotides. RefSeq names its product YEATS domain-containing protein YAF9 (gene YAF9). NCBI's taxonomy places the organism in Eukaryota, Fungi, Ascomycota, Saccharomycetes, Saccharomycetales, Saccharomycetaceae. The transcript has a single exon. Gene Ontology annotation, biological process: regulation of DNA-templated transcription. Bases 1 to 681 code for a protein of 226 amino acids. The record is from RefSeq and is a predicted model, not a curated record.